Molecule: messenger RNA, 159 nt
Organism: Gongylonema pulchrum
Lineage: Eukaryota; Metazoa; Nematoda; Chromadorea; Rhabditida; Gongylonematidae
Source: the annotation of a GenBank genome assembly
AUGCGUUAUUUGCAGAUUGCGCACUACUUGGACUAUGCAGAAGGAUUGGCUGACCAGUUGGUGUGCAGUUUUCCGAAUGCAGUUGAAGAUCUGUUCGAAAUUGUGGCAACCAGUGAAACCGCAGUACCGGAUGUGAAUCUUAUUUCACUGGAAAAGUAA